This is a messenger RNA of Penicillium cataractarum, 420 nucleotides long. RefSeq lists its product as uncharacterized. Bases 1 to 420 code for a protein of 139 amino acids. Gene Ontology annotation, molecular function: oxidoreductase activity. The transcript has 2 exons. The record is from RefSeq and is a predicted model, not a curated record. Lineage: Eukaryota; Fungi; Ascomycota; Eurotiomycetes; Eurotiales; Aspergillaceae.
AUGGCUGUCGUAGGCAACAUUGACUUCCUCGCGAGGGACGUCUUGUAUGACAAACAGAAGCCUUACAGGAUGAAGUUUGUUCCGCCGUCCGGCUUUCCAUGGUCAAAUAUCAAGACCAACAUUCAACCCCAGAAGAUUGAGGACAUUCGGGGUCGCGAAAAAGAUUUUUCUCUGGGCGCAAAUGGAUUCUCUCUGGAAACGUUGGACUCCGGCAUGACUUACGAGGAUUUUGACGACGAAGAUAAGAUUGUUCAAACAUAUUUACCAAAUGUUGCCAAGCUCCUGAGAUCCAUGCUUAACCCAUCGAGAAUACAAAUUUUCGAGUUUCUUGUUCGGAAACGGGGCGAGAGUUUCCCACUAGCGACAGAGACUGCUUAUGAAGAUCAUCAACCCACGACUGCAGCACACAUUGGUUUGUGA